AUGGCUCAAUCACUUGUUUUUGUUCAGAUUGAGGAUGCACAGCAGAGCCAAGUGGGGUGGCUAUUUGGACGAGGAGCUUUUGACAAGGGCGACUUGCUGUACCUGCGCGACGAGGAGGAGAAACGGCGCUUCAAGGAGGACGAGCUGCGAGAGUCGGAGCGUGCCAUCUUCUUGAAACUGCAGGCUGUGGCAGGGCCAGGCCCAGACAGCAGCAGGCAGGCUGCAGCAGCGCUACCAGCUCGCACAACGUCCAAUAACCCUUCCAGAUCCCAAGCCAAGCUACUGGCGAAUGUGGUGAAAAUCAAGGGGAACAAAGUAGCUCCACCUGCCAAGCGAGAGGCUGCGGAGGAAGCUGUCCCAAAUACGAAGCGCUCAAAGCCUGCUGAAGCCAGCGAAGAAGAGGAUGGUGCCGGCUUGGCUGGCCUACUAGGUGACUAUGGAAGCGAGGACGAGGAGGGCGCCAACAGCAGUCGAGAGGGCAGUCAAAGAGUCGAGGAUUAUUCUGAUGCAGAAGAACAGACCCCAGCUGACAAGACUGGAGGCGUCACAUCGGGCCCUGGGCCUGGAAGGAACUUGGAUCCGUCGGAACGCGGCGCCGGACAGUUGCCAGCCCUGCCAGAGGCUGGCACCUGA
Messenger RNA from Coccomyxa subellipsoidea C-169, 633 nucleotides. RefSeq lists its product as hypothetical. The record is from RefSeq and is a predicted model, not a curated record. Bases 1 to 633 code for a protein of 210 amino acids. NCBI's taxonomy places the organism in Eukaryota, Viridiplantae, Chlorophyta, Trebouxiophyceae, Coccomyxaceae. The transcript is spliced from 5 exons.